AUGGGCUGGAGGCUGCUGAGAGGAGUGGUGGAAUGUAAGCUCUGGUCUGGCUUACCUGGGGCCCAGGUGCUGGACUUUGGCUGGCCUGACUUACACACUCCUGCCCUGGAGAAGAUCUGUAGUGUUUGCAAGGCCAUGGACACGUGGCUCAAUGCCAACCCUCACAAUGUCGUGGUCCUCCACAACAAGGGAAACCGAGGCAGAACGGGAGUUGUCAUUGCUGCUUACAUGCACUACAGCAAUAUUUCUGCCAGUGCAGACCAGGCCCUGGAUCGAUUUGCUAUGAAGCGAUUCUAUGAGGAUAAAGUGGUUCCAGUGGGGCAGCCGUCCCAGAAGAGGUAUGUCCAUUACUUCAGUGGGCUGCUCUCGGGCUCCAUCAAAAUGAACAACAAACCCUUGUUCCUGCACCAUGUCAUCAUGCACGGCAUUCCCAACUUUGAAUCUAAAGGAGGUUGUCGACCUUUUCUCAGGAUCUACCAGGCCAUGCAACCUGUCUACACUUCUGGUAUCUACAAUGUCCAAGGAGAUAGCCAGACCAGCAUCUGUAUCACCAUUGAGCCUGGAUUGCUUCUGAAGGGAGACAUCUUGCUGAAAUGCUAUCACAAAAAGUUCCGAAGCCCAGCUCGGGAUGUCAUCUUUCGAGUUCAGUUCCACACCUGUGCCAUCCAUGACUUGGGAGUCGUCUUUGGGAAGGAGGACCUGGAUGAUGCCUUCAAAGAUGAUCGGUUUCCAGAGUAUGGCAAAGUAGAGUUUGUAUUUUCUUAUGGCCCAGAAAAAAUACAAGGAAUGGAACAUCUGGAGAAUGGGCCGAGUGUGUCUGUGGACUACAACACUUCUGACCCUCUUAUCCGCUGGGACUCUUAUGAUAAUUUCAAUAUGCACCGUGAGGAUAGCAUGGAAGAGGUGGUGGCACACACCCAAGGACCGCUGGACGGGAGCCUCUAUGCCAAAGUGAAGAAGAAGGACUCCCUGCACGGCAGCACAGGUGCGGUCAACGCCAUCCGCCCAACUCUCUCAGCCACCCCCAACCACGUGGAACACACCCUGUCCGUGAGCAGCGAUUCGGGGAAUUCUACGGCCUCCACCAAGACCGACAAGACGGAUGAGGCGGCGGGUCCUCCCGGCGCUCCUCAGUCCCUGAGCCCCGAGGAGAAGCGCGAGCUGGAGAGGCUGCUCAGCGGCUUUGGCUUAGAGCGGGACAAGCCAGGGUCCAUGGACCACCCCCGGCACCGUCUCUCCCGCCAACACGGGGGGCCCACCGCCCCCGCCUCUGGGCGCCGUGUGGUCCCCGCCCAGGUCCACGUCAAUGGCGGGGCGCUGCCUUCCGACAGGGAGACGGACAUCCUGGACGAUGAGCUCCCCAUCCAGGAUGGGCACAGCGUGGGCAGCUUGGGCACUCUGUCAUCCCUGGAUGGCAUCACCAACACCAGCGAGGGCGGCUACCCCGAGGCGGUGUCUCCACUGACCAACGGCCUGGACAAGCCGUACCCAGCAGAGCCGAUGGUGAACGGCGGCAGCUACCCCUGUGAAGCCCCAGCCCGAGCUCCCCUCUCUCAGGCAGUCCGCGGGGGCCCCGUGCGACCCUCGUUCUCAGCCCAGGAGGGCCUCUCCGGGUACCAGCGGGAGGGCCCACACGUGGGAUGGCAGCCAUCGUCCAACCCCCACUGCGGUUACGACGCCAACGGGAUGUUCCGCUCUCAGUCCUUUCCAGAAACCGAGCCUCAGUUGCCCCAAGCGCCGGCUCGUGGUGGGAGCAGUCGAGAAGCAGUGCAGCGGGGUCUGAAUUCUUGGCAGCAGCAACAGCAGCAGCAGCAGCAGCAGCAGCCUUGCCCACCUCCACGCCAACCAGAGAGGGCCCGUCUGGAGAGCCACACAGCCCUGGGGGCCAGUCCCCAGACUCCUGCCGAGAUGUCCGCCUCUGGCCUCCCCGAAUUCCCCAGGGCAGCCUCCCAGAAGGAGAUCGAGCAGUCUAUUGAAGCGCUCAACAUGCUCAUGCUUGACCUAGACCCUGCCUCCUCUGUGUCCCCCUUGCACAAGUCACAGAGUGUCCCUGGGGCCUGGCCAGGGGCUUCUCCUCUUGCCUCCCAGCCUCCCCCUGGUCUCUCCCAUCCAUCCCAGCCUCUGGCCCAGUCAAGAUCUGGCUACAUCCCAAGGGGACAUCACCUGGGAACACCUGAACCAGCUCCCCGCAUCUCCCCAGAUUCUGCUUCCCCCGGGAGGUCUUACUCUCCCUAUGAGUACCAGACAUCUUCAGCUGUACCCAGCCAGAAUUACCAGCCCAGAAGUCCCGUCUCUUCUACUUCUGCUGCCUUCUUGGCUUCCUCCAGCCCUCUGGGUCCUCGACAACCUCCAGCAACUCUCCCUGGCCUCACAACUCAACCUCAGCUCCCUCCAAAGGAGCCUGGUUCUGACCCAUCCCAGACCCCUGAGGAAGAGCCCUUGAACCUGGAGGGGCUGGUGGCCCACAGGGUGGCAGGGGUACAAGCUCGGGAAAAGCAGACAACAGAGCCCCCUCCCCCACUUCGGAAACGAGCAGCCAGUGAUGGGCAGUAUGAGAACCAUUCUCCAGAGCCCACCUCCCCUCGGAGUCCUGGGCUACGGUCGCCAGUCCAGUGUGUUUCCCCAGAGCUGGCCCUCACCAUUGCCCUCAAUCCAGGAGGACGGCCCAAAGAGCCCCAUCUGCAUAGCUACAAAGAGGCUUUUGAAGAAAUGGAAGGGGCUACCCCGGCCAGCCCACCUCCCAGCGGUGGUGAGAACUCUCCCCCAACCCCUGACUUCCCUCUGGAGGCACUGGAGCUGAGACCCUCCUCUGAUUCCUUCUCCCUCCACCCCUCUGCUGAGCCCAGGAGCUAUGUUGAGUCUGUGGCUCGAACAGCAGUGGCUGGACCCCGAACCCAGGAUGCUGAGCCCAAGAGCCCAACUAUCCUGACUAUCCAGACUUAUGGUCCUGAGACACCCCUGAGGAAUGGAACUCUGGGCAACUCGUUUGCCCCACCAAGCCCCAUUUCAACCAGCAGUCCCCUCCUUGGCACGGACAGCACAUCCGUGGGGAGUUUCCCAUCGGCAGAGAGCAGUGGCCUAGGCCCCAGGACUCCCACCCAGCCUGUGGCGGAUGCGAGCUUCCACUCGGGCAGCCUGGGCCAGCCUUCCUCUUCUGCCCAGAGCAGUUACCAGAACGCCUCCCCCACGGUGCCGUCCACCGGCAGUGGCCACCGGAGCCCUGACUACUAUUCUCCAGACAGCCGGGCUCAGUCUCAGUUCUCUGUGGCCGGUGUCCACGCCUUGCCCGGGAGCCCUCAGACCCUCCACCGGACGGUGGGGACCAAUACUCCUCCUAGUCCGGGCUUUGGUCGGCGGGCGGUCAACCCUGGCAUGGCGGCCUCUUCCCUGGGCAGUCCCGGGCUGAGCCGCCGCCAGGUCUCCGGUCCCCAUGGGAACGCGGUGGCCGGCCUCCAUGGCAAUGCGAUCGCCGGCCCCCAGAGCCAUGUGGCUGCCUCCCCUGGAAGCCCUAGCCUGGGCCGUCACCCCACUGGUGCUGUCCACAGCAAUUCCGUCACCACUCCAGGAAGUCCCAGCCUGAGCCGCCAUGGGGCAGGCCUGGGAGGGGCCGGCCCUGCGGUCCCGGGCAGCCCCAGCAUGGACAGGCACGCGGCCUAUGGUGGCUAUUCCACCCCAGAGGACAGGAGGCCCGCUCUGUCCCGCCAGAGCAGCGCCUCAGGCUACCAGGCUCCCUCCACCCCCUCCUUCCCGGUCUCCCCAGCCUACUACCCCGGGCUCAGCAGUCCCACCUCCUCGUCCCCCGACUCGGCGGCUUUCCGGCAAGGCAGCCCCACCCCAGCCCUGCCGGAGAAGCGGAGGAUGUCGGCCGGGGACCGGGCAGGCAGCCUUCCCAACUAUGCCACCGUCAAUGGAAAAGUGUCGUCGUCGCCCAUCUCCAGCGGCAUGUCCAGCCCCAGCGGCGGCAGCAUGGUCUCCUUCUCCCACACGCUGCCCGACUUUUCCAAGUUCUCCAUGCCAGACAACAGUCCUGAGACCCGGGCUAAUGUUAAGUUUGUCCAGGACACAUCCAAGUAUUGGUACAAGCCAGAGAUCUCCAGGGAGCAGGCCAUCACAUUACUCAAGGACCGGGAACCAGGAGCCUUUAUCAUUCGGGAUAGCCACUCUUUUCGAGGAGCAUACGGCUUGGCCAUGAAAGUGGCAUCUCCUCCUCCCACAAUACUUCAGCAGAGUAAGAAAGGAGACAUGACCAACGAACUGGUCAGGCAUUUUCUGAUUGAGACCAGCCCCAGAGGGGUGAAGCUAAAAGGAUGUCCGAAUGAGCCCAACUUUGGAUGUCUCUCUGCACUGGUCUACCAGCAUUCUAUCAUCCCACUGGCUCUCCCCUGCAAGCUGGUCAUUCCAAACCGAGAUCCAAGUGAUGAGACAAAAGAUAGUUCAUCUGCUAACUCCACCACAGAUCUACUGAAACAAGGGGCAGCCUGCAAUGUGCUUUUUGUGAACUCUGUGGACAUGGAGUCACUCACAGGGCCCCAGGCCAUUUCUAAAGCCACAUCUGAGACCCUGGCUGCAGACCCCACACCGGCUGCCACUAUUGUCCACUUCAAGGUCUCCGCCCAGGGGAUUACGUUGACAGACAACCAGAGGAAGCUAUUCUUCAGGAGACAUUAUCCCCUCAACACUGUUACCUUCUGUGACUUGGACCCCCAAGAACGAAAGUGGACAAAAGCAGAGGGCGGUGUGCCUGCUAAGCUCUUCGGUUUUGUGGCCAGGAAGCAAGGCAGCACCACGGACAACGCCUGCCACCUCUUUGCGGAGCUAGAUCCCAACCAACCUGCUGCAGCCAUUGUCAACUUCGUUUCCAAGGUCAUGCUCAGCUCUGGCCAGAAGAGAUGAGCCUGCCAGGGGCCAGGGCGGCUGGGCUUGGGGCACAUGGGGAAGGGGACCCUUGAAUCCAGAAGGAAGAGAUGGGGCCAAUUUUUGGAGAAGGAGAGAGGAAAGUGCCAUUUGGGAAGAGGGAAGUGAAUUCAGAGGAGGAGGAAAGAAGACAAAAUGGUGGGAAGAACAACAUAGAGCCUGUUGGGAGAAUAGAAACUUUGAAAAAAACCAAUGAAAAACCCAACACCCCAAAUAGUCAACUAGCCAAGACCAUGUGACCUUCUUUCUACCCCAUGGGAUUUUUCCAUGGGGUGAGGCAGGGCAUGGAGUGGCAAAUCCCCUGUGGGAUUUAUUUUUAAGAUCAUGGUUAAAGUAGAUCCUCAUCUCCCUAACUUAAUAACCAUGCAAGGAAAGUCUCAAGCUGAAAGAGUCCUCCUUUUGGACACUUGUGUCCAUCAAACAAAACAGGGCCAAGGAGGGAAAUCCAAGACAACCAUUUUUUCCUUUAAUAGGUAGCACAUACCCCAAGGUGUAUACUAAGGUCUCUUCUGUUUUGCAAUGGCUAUGCAUAUGUAUAAGUACCUGCGUGUAUUAGACAUAUAACUCCAGAUUCAGCUGUAUAGAUAAUAUGCGCAUGAAGUUGGCCUUCUUCCCCAAAGCUGAUCUCUUCCAUUUCCUGGGGUCACUGUAAGAACAUGAAUAUAUCAAGGAGGGGGCCUGUCCCCGUACUCAGAAUCACCCCGAUUGUGAAUGUCAGCUUAGGACCUCCUUUUGUCCCAGCCAGACACCUCUGACAACACUUGGAUGGUUCCUCGUUCUCCUCCUCAGACACACAAGAGCAGGAUGCACAUGGCUGUCCCUUCUGAACACUGCACUGAGGAUCUCCCCAUGCAAGGCAAUGUCCUUGCUUUGUCAUGGCCUCGAGGCUGAGGAACUCUGUUUUGUGGGGGUAGAUGCUUAAACCCAAAACCUUGGAAGUUCUGGAGAGAGUUGGGAGAACUGGAUAGGAAGAAAGGCAGGGGAUACUGAGCCCUGAUGCAUGGUCCUUUAGACAUGUGGGGCAAGACAUGUCCCUCCCAUUCUCCGUAGGGCUCACUACUGCCCCUAAUAUCUCCUCCUCCAAUCUUUGUGCCUUGUGUCCCGAACUUGACCCUGGAUCUAGCUUCUUAGACUUGCUUACAGGAUGAUCACAGGGAUUUAGCCAUCCUGCCAUAUUGGAAACCAAGAAUCCUGUUGGACUCUUCUUCAGAAAGGUCUGUCCAAUUUUGCCUUCAGGAAGUCCAAGGGGGAAGACUCAACCCUUGUCCUCCUCUCCACAAGUGCUUUAGGGGUGUUUGGCUUUUUCUGUCCCAUGCAGGCUCAGCUUUCCUGGAGAACAGUUGUCUGUCACCACUCUGGCCGGGUCAGACCAUGUUGGCCUCAGGCUUGGUCCAAUCUCUGGGGCAGACAACCAACCUGCAUGCUCAUUGGGUAGACUACUUUACAAUGCCAAAGUCCCUCUUUCUCCCUACCUUGUCUCUCCAAAAGAACCAAGCCAUAUGGGGUGGAAGGCAUGAGAACAAGCCUAGGAGCCCAGGGUCCCUGCUGUGAAAGCUCCACACCUCUGAAAGAAACCUAAACCAGAAACAAGAACUCAAUGCUUUGGCUCCCCAAGCCCACUUGGGUCCUAAGUGAGAGGCAUUGUACUGAUAUAUAAAUAUAUAUAAUAUAUACAUAAGAUAUACUGAUGGAAUACUGUAAGCUAAUCAAGUUUAAGAAAAGGAAAAAAAGCAGGUAAAUUGACAAGAAAUAUUUAUUUUUUUUUCUGUAUUGCUUUAUUGCCUCCCCCUGGGUAUAUACUGUAUCCCACCCUUCCCUGUCUGGGCUCUUGUAUGUAUCACUAAAGCCUGAGAGAUAAGAGACCUUAUAUUUGGAGCAUCUUUGAACCUGCCUCCAACCUUAUCCUCCACUGUAUUCACGAGGUGGGAGGGUGGGGUAGGGUGGGGAAGUAGAGUGGUUCACCCCAGGGUAAAGUUGUGUACAUCUGUUCCCUUCAUCAGGAGCCCCUGAAGUUUCUCUUUCAGCCCAAGGCUCAGCAGCUUCAAGAUGUAAGGAGCUGAACCCCAAUGCCAAAUGCCCUUUGCGUGUGUGUGUGUGUGCGCGUGCGCGGAGGUGGAGGUUUCAGGAUGUGUGUGUAGGAUAUGGAUGGUGUGUAUAUUAUUACUUGUGUAUCUCUUCAUUUUUUCCCCUCCAAAAUCAUGUAAGUGCAUGGCAGUGCUGUUUCAGUGAGUUGGAAAUGAGAAUGGUUUGUAGAAGGCAGGGAGCAGACCUGAAGAGAUGUCCCCCGUCACCUGCUCCCCAUUCGUAGAGAAGACCUUGAGGUUUUUGACAGAGGUCCCCUUCCUUUUGAGAAUUUCAAGCUAGACCCCCGGAUUUUUGAAAACUUUUCCUUAGUUCCUCAUCAACCCAGCUCUGUGCCCAAAGAGGAGACACAUAUAUUUUGCUCUCUCUUUGUCAAGUCAAUAGUUUUUCACCUUUAUUUUACCACUGCUCAGCUGGCAGAAUCCUGGGCUCCUGGUCUGGAUCCUUCAUCACUGCUUCAUAGCAGAUGAAUUGCCAGACCCUCUUAUCACCCAGCUCCAGGGCCCCAGGCUGGGAUCUGGGAUCAGCUUUCACAUUCACUUUUCUCUCACCUUGUGCCCACAGACUGUCUUAUCUCUUGGUCAUAGCCACCCUCCACAAAUCUUGUUUCAGAUCAAUCCUAAUGAUUUUAUUUUGGAGGAGACAGUUUAAAGUUUAAAAGCCAGCUAUCCCCUUACGUCACCCAACACCAUUUUUAGAAGAACCAGUUUCCUAGAAUUUAUUGUUUCUAAUCUGGAUAUAUGUUUAGAGUUACCUGGAGUCACUAGUUUUGAUUAUCCAGGGAAUCCAAGGUGGGUAAGAGCUGUGUUCAAAUCUUGGUGUGGGUACCUACAUCUUUGGGUAAGAUGUUGGGAGGAUAAGACCAUGUGGAAUUAGGUGUCAGAAAUUGUAUCUCACAAGUAGGCAUGAACACACACAGAGCACUGCAAUAUAUUCUUGCCAAAGAUUUCCUUUAAAAAGAAAGCACUUUUAAUUUUUUUGUAAAUGACUGUAUCUUUCUCAUCCCUUAUUCCCUCUCCACCCCACUUUGCUGUUGAUUUAUGUUGUAUGUUGUUGAUGUCUGUUUGUCAAUCCAUUUGGGAAUGUUGGAUCAUGCCUUCUUAAGUCAGGCUGAAGAUAAGGGAAGAGAGGACCAUCUUGAAAAUAAUUGACAGAGAGUAGGCUGUCACUCAAGCAUCAGUGUUGAGUGAUGACAAUAAUUGAUUUGUCCCUACUCUCUCCGCUCACACCCCUGGCCUUCUCCCACCCAGCCCUAUUCUAAGUCAGGAUGAGAACAUGCUUAAGUUUCCAAGACAGGAUGGGGAUGUAAUAAGAGCAUCCCCAAGGGAGACAGGAGAGGGAAGGGAACUCUUAAAAACAAGCCAAGCUCAGAGGAUUUGGGGAGCUUCUGUAGGUGUGGAAUGAAGAUGAAACAGAAAAUGUCAACUGAUGCUGAGGGAUUAGGUGAAUGGGCAGCAAACCUGUAGUUUGACCAGCUUCAAAUGCUACCCCUCUCCCUGACCAGGAUCUCUUUAUCAUCAUCCCAGAGGCUCUGUUCUUUGUUAUAUCUAUUUUGUUUUCAUCUUUUGCAUUAUAAAUGGUAUGUGUAUUGAAAAAGGGUCUCUUUCCUUAUCUAACCGCCUUCCCUUUGCCCACAAGAGAGGCUGUAUCUUUUUAGUCCUUUGGAAAAGUCCCUCCAACUCCACAUGCAACCCUGGGCCCUUCCUUUGGCUGAACAGAAAAAAAAAUUGUGGGGAAUAAUGGCUGUAUCUACCAUCAUUGAAGGUGGAAUCUCUGGGCAAGUCAGAGUUCCAGAGAGGAGCAGAGAGUGGAGGUGUGUGCUUGUAUGUGUGAGAGACAAUCCCACCAGAGACAGAUUACUUGAAGGGCUCUCAGGAAGAGAUGGGUAUAGGAAACUCUGGUCACUGAUCUGAUUGGGACUGGACUGAGAGGUCAGUUCUCCCUCAUUGGUCCAGAGGAAGGAUUGGCAUGUGAGGAGAAUCUGAUCUAGGCUGCCCGUUCAGGGAUCAUCAUCUUGUCAUCUUUGCUGGUCCAGGUUUCUUCUCUGCAUUGCCUUCCUCAGUGUCAGCAACACUGGCUACAAGGCAGGGCUCUUGUCUUUCAGCCCUGGCACGUCUCAUGCCUAGGUCCUUUAUCUGAUGAGACUCUGGAGUUGCCUUCCACAACAAAAGAAAGAUGGGUGUGGGUAUAGAUGUGUAAGUGGGUGUGCACAUGUGUGUGAGAGGAUGUGUGGAUGGGGGUGGGUAAUACUUGCAGGAGGCAGUGGUACGAGGUACGAAAUCACCCUCAGACAAAAGGAAUUGGGAGGUGAGGCCCACAGGGGUCACCUGGUUGGCUUUAGGUUCAGUCUUGUUUUUGUUUGGCUGAUGGUGAAAAUCAUUAGGCAGAGUGAGGGUCCGGGGGUUGUUCUCCUCCUCCCUAUGCCUCAUUUCCUAGAGUCUGGGAAGUGUGGGAAGGCUUUUAUUUCUUCCCAUCCUUGAGCUGUUCCUGGCAGCCUGAUUUUUGUUGGGAGGAUGUUCCAAAUUAAUUUUCUAAUCAGUGUUAAGUGGUUUGAAGCCCGUGUGUAUGUGUGUGUGUUUUAGUGUAUAAGUGCACAGAUGUUUGUUGUGUUUUUCUGUUUCCCAUCCUCCUGUCUCAAAUGUCAUUGAAAGCAAAUGUAAGAAAUCCCUCCCCCAGCACUAGAUCUUCCCCAGAAAAGAUAUAAUAACCCUGUCCUUUCCUAUCCCCCCCCCCGGCUGUGUAUUUAUAUAGAUGGAAAUAUACUUUAUAUUUUGUAUCGUUGUGCCCAUAACUUUUGCCACCUUGUAUAAAAUCUGACUUAUUAUGUUACUCAUCCUGGGUAUGAAUGUAUUGUACACUGAUGCUCUCCUCCCACUCUGUACAGCGGCCUUUGUUUCCUUGCGACCCAUUGUAUGGCUUUAUAAAUGAUAAAGUUUAAAAAAAAAUCCA
Gracilinanus agilis (Agile Gracile Mouse Opossum) is the source of this 9945-nucleotide messenger RNA. RefSeq names its product tensin 1 (gene TNS1). NCBI's taxonomy places the organism in Eukaryota, Metazoa, Chordata, Mammalia, Didelphimorphia, Didelphidae. The coding region runs from base 1 to 4893 and encodes 1630 amino acids. The record is from RefSeq and is a predicted model, not a curated record. Gene Ontology annotation, biological process: fibroblast migration. The transcript has 26 exons. Gene Ontology annotation, molecular function: protein binding.